Messenger RNA from Podarcis muralis (Common wall lizard), 14404 nucleotides. NCBI's taxonomy places the organism in Eukaryota, Metazoa, Chordata, Lepidosauria, Squamata, Lacertidae. The record is from RefSeq and is a predicted model, not a curated record.
AAAGAACCUGAAAAGCACCAGAAUAAAAGGGGUCUUUCAGAAACCAGCAAAGAUGAAUAUGGUGAAAAGGAUAAUGGGUCGACCCCGGCAGGAGGAAUGUAGCCCUCAGGAUAAUGCUCUUGGAUUGAUGCAUCUGCGUCGACUCUUCACGGAAUUGUGUCAUCCACCUCGGCACAUGACCCAGAAAGAACAGGAAGAGAAGCUUUACAUGAUGCUCCCCGUUUUUAAUAGGGUAUUUGGAAAUGCACCCCCUAGUACAAUGAUAGAAAAAUUCUCAGAUCUCCUUCAGUUUACAACACAAGUGUCACGAUUGAUGGUGACUGAAAUUCGGCGGAGAGCCUCUAACAAGUCUACAGAGGCUGCAAGUCGUGCCAUAGUCCAGUUUCUGGAGAUCAAUCAGAGUGAAGAAGCCAGUAGAGGCUGGAUGUUGCUUACUACAAUUAACUUGUUAGCUUCAUCUGGACAGAAAACAGUGGACUGCAUGACGACUAUGUCAGUGCCUUCCACGCUUGUGAAAUGUCUCUAUCUGUUUUUUGACCUUCCACAUGUGCCUGAGGUGGCUGGAGGAGCCCAGAAUGAGCUGCCUCUAGCAGAACGUAGAACGCUAUUGCAGAAAGUGUUUGUGCAGAUCUUGGUGAAACUCUGCAGUUUUGUGUCCCCGGCGGAAGAACUUGCUCAAAAGGAUGAUCUUCAGCUUCUAUUCAGUGCAAUAACCUCAUGGUGCCCUCCCUAUAACCUGCCUUGGAGAAAGAGUGCAGGCGAAGUCCUAAUGACCAUAUCACGUCAUGGCCUUAGUGUCAAUGUAGUGAAAUACAUUCACGAAAAAGAAUGCCUGUCAACAUGUGUUCAAAACAUGCAACAAUCGGAUGACCUUUCUCCCUUAGAAAUAGUUGAGAUGUUUGCUGGCCUUUCUUGCUUCCUCAAAGAUUCCAGUGAUGUCUCCCAAACACUCUUAGAUGAUUUUAGGAUAUGGCAAGGAUACAACUUCCUCUUUGAUCUCUUACUCAGGUUAGAACAAGCAAAAGAAGCAGAAUCUAAGGAUGCUCUGAAGGACUUGGUGAAUUUGAUAACCUCAUUAACAACAUAUGGUGUCAAUGAAUUAAAGCCAACAGGUGUUACUACAGGGGCACCUUUUCUGUUGCCUGGAUUUGCCGUCCCACAACCUGCAGGCAAAGGUCACAAUGUGAGGAAUAUCCAAGCCUUCUCUGUCCUACAGAAUGCUUUCCUGAAGGCAAAAACCAGCUACCUUGCACAAAUUAUCCUUGAUGCCAUCUUAAAUAUCUACAUUGCCGACAAUGCCAACUAUUUCAUCUUGGAAUCCCAGCACACUUUGUCCCAGUUUGCAGAGAAAAUUUCCAAGCUUCCAGAAGUACAGGCCAAAUACUUUGAGAUGCUUGAGUUUGUUGUGUUUAGCUUGAAUUACAUACCUUGCAAAGAACUGAUCAGCGUCAGCAUCCUCUUAAAAUCCAGCACCUCUUACCCAUGUAGCAUCAUUGCAAUGAAGACACUACUUAAGUUCACACGGCAUGACUACAUCUUUAAGGACGUCUUCAGGGAGGUGGGACUCCUGGAGGUGAUGGUGAACCUUUUACAUAAGUAUGCAGCUCUUCUGAAAGAGCCUACACAGGCUCUGAAUGAUCAAGGGGACUCAAGAAACAACAGUUCAUUUGAAGACCAAAAGCAGCUUGCUUUGCUGGUUAUGGAGACCUUGACAGUACUGCUUCAAGGAUCGAACACAAAUGCAGGCAUUUUCAGGGAGUUUGGUGGAGCAAGGUGUGUACAUAACAUAGUAAAAUAUCCACAAUGCAGGCAACAUGCACUGAUGAUAAUCCAGCAGCUGGUGUUAUCACCAAGUGGCGACGAUGACAUGGGGACUCUCUUGGGAUUAAUGCACUCUGCUCCACCUACAGAAUUACAGUUGAAGACUGACAUAUUAAGGGCCCUGCUGUCCGUGCUGAAAGAGAGUCAUCGCACGAGAACGGUUUUCAGAAAAGUUGGUGGAUUUGUGUAUGUCACAUCUUUACUUGUUGCCAUGGAAAGAUCCUUGUGCUCUCCACCUAAGAAUGGCUGGGAGAAAGUGAACCAGAACCAAGUGUUUGAGCUGCUCCACACUGUGCUCUGUACCUUGACUGCAGCAAUGCGCUAUGAGCCAGCCAAUUCACACUUCUUCAGAACGGAGAUCCAGUACGAAAAGUUGGCCGAUGCUGUGAGGUUACUUGGCUGCUUCUCAGACUCCAGGAAAAUAAGCCCUUUUAACAUCUUCCCCUCAAACACUCAGCCCUUUCAAAGACUGUUGGAAGAUGACCUCAUAUCCAUGGAUUCGGUGUCACCCACGUUAAGGCAUUGCAGCAAACUCUUUAUUUACCUCUACAAAGUAGCUACAGACUCUUUCGACAGUCGUGCUGAACAGAUCCCUCCUUGCCUGACAAAUGAGACUUCUCUCCCCUCUCCUUGGGGCACACCAGCUUUGUCGAGGAAAAGGCACGCAUAUCAUUCUACUUCAACACCUCCAGUAUUUCCUCCCAAAAACCCUACUGAUUUGAAACUGCACAAAGGAACUGUGUCUCUGCAGAGUUCAGAUGCUGUCAUCAUCCAUCCUGGAGCUAUGCUUUCCAUGUUGGACCUCUUAGUCUCUGUUGGGUCAAAUACACAGCCAGAACAUGCCCUAGAUCUUCAGCUAGCAGUGGCCAACAUCUUGCAGUCUCUAGUGCACACCGAAAGAAAUCAGCAAGUCAUGUGUGAAGCUGGACUCCAUGCACGACUUCUGCAGAGAUGCAGCGCGGCUCUUGCUGAUGAGGACCACUCUUUGCACCCCCCACUCCAGAGGAUGUUUGAAAGGUUGGCCUCUCAGGCGUUGGAACCAAUGGUGCUGAGGGAAUUUUUACGUUUGGGAAAUCCUCUGAAUUGUGGAGCCUGGGAUAAGAAGCUGUUGAAACGAUACAGAGUGCAUAAACCAAGCUCACUCAGUUAUGAGCCAGAGUUGAGAAAUAGCAUGAUUACAUCAAUGGAGGGCCUGGGUACCGACUGUGUGUUCAGUUUACAUGAAGAUAACCACUACAGGAUAAGCAAGAGCCUUUUAAAACCAGCAGAAGGAAGCACAGUACCCCUGACGAGGGUGAAAUGUUUGGUUUCCAUGACAACCCCACAUGAUAUUAGACUUCAUGGCUCAGCAGUUACUCCGGCAUUUAUUGAAUUUGACACGUCUCUUGAAGGGUUUGGCUGUCUGUUCUUACCAAGUUUGGCCCCUCAUAAUGCACCUACCAACAAUGUGGUCACAACUGGGCUUAUUGAUGGCACUGUGGUCAGUGGAAUUGGAACCGGAGAGAGACUUUUCCCACCCCCAUCUGGAUUGAGCUAUUCAAGUUGGUUUUGCAUAGAACAUUUUAGUACAGCUCCAAAUCAUCACCCAGUCAGGUUACUUACAGUUGUAAGAAGGGCAAACAGCUCCGAGCAGCACUAUAUAUGCCUUGCCAUUGUCCUUUCUGCAAAAGACCGGUCACUGAUUGUUUCAACUAAAGAAGAACUACUUCAGAACUAUGUUGAUGACUUCAGUGAAGAAUCUUCCUGCUAUGAAAUCCUCCCUUGCUGCACUCGUUUUCGUUGCGGCGACCAUAUAGUGGAAGGCCAGUGGCAUCAUAUGGUUCUGGUCAUGAGCAAAGGCAUGCUGAAAAACAGCACCGCUGCACUCUACAUUGAUGGGCAGCUGAUAAAUACUGUGAAGCUUCAUUAUAUUCACAGUAGUCCUGGUGGUUCAAGUUGUGCUAAUCCACCAGUAGUCAGCACAGUUUACACCUAUAUAGGCUCGCCACCUGCUCAACGCCAGCUCUCAUCCCUUGUUUGGCGCCUGGGGCCAACCCAUUUCUUAGAAGAGGUCUUGCCUCCAUCAAGUGUUAGCACGAUUUAUGAACUAGGACCAAACUAUGUUGGAAGCUUUCAAGCUGUAUAUAUGCCAUGCAAGGAUUCAAAACCAGAAGGAGUCAGCCCGUCUCCAGUAUCGUUGGUCCCAGAAGAAAAAGUUUCUUUUGGCCUCUAUGCACUCUCUGUUUCGUCACUGACAGUGGCAAGGAUUAGAAAAGUUUAUAACAAACUGGACAGUAAGGCCAUAGCCAAGCAGUUGGCUGUUUCAUCUCAUGAGAAUGCCACUCCAGUGAAGCUGCUUCACAAUUCAGGAGGACAUCUGAAUGGACCUGCACGUACCAUUGGUGCAGCUCUGAUAGGAUAUCUGGGAGUAAGAACGUUUGUCCCAAAGCCUGUUGCCACUACGUUACAGUACAUUGGUGGAGCAGCUGCUAUUCUGGGUCUGGUAGCCAUGGCUUCGGAUGUCGAGGGGCUGUAUGCUGCUGUGAAGGCCCUUGUGUGUGUGGUAAAGAGCAACCCUCUGGCUAGCAAAGAAAUGGAAAGAAUCAAAGGUUAUCAGUUAUUGGCAAUGCUGUUAAAGAAGAAACGCUCUCUCCUGAAUAGCCACAUUCUUCAUUUGACCUUUUCCUUGGUGGGGACUGUUGACAGCGGUCACGAAACAUCCAUUAUUCCAAAUUCAACUGCCUUCCAGGACCUGCUUUGCGACUUCGAGGUCUGGCUGCAUGCACCCUAUGAACUUCACCUUUCCUUAUUCGAACAUUUCAUUGAGCUUCUUACUGAAUCCAGUGAAGCAGCAAAGAAUGCAAAACUGAUGAGGGAGUUCCAGCUUAUCCCAAAACUUCUGUUGACACUUCGAGAUAUGUCUUUGUCUCAGCCAACAAUUGCCGCUAUUAGCAACGUACUGAGCUAUUUGCUUCAAGGAUUCCCUAGCAGCAAUGACUUGCUCAGGUUUGGGCAGUUCAUCUCUUCUACUUUGCCUACAUUUGCAGUCUGUGAGAAAUUUGUAGUCAUGGAGAUGAACAAUGAAGAAAAGCUUGACACUGGAACGGAAGAAGACUUUGGAGGUCUUGUUUCUGCAAAUCUUAUCCUUCUGAGGAACCGAUUGCUGGACAUACUGCUUAAGCUUGUGUAUACAUCUAAAGAAAAAAACAGUGUCAACUUGCAGGCUUGUGAAGAACUGGUCCGGACCCUGGGGUUUGACUGGAUUAUGCUGUUUAUGGAAGAGCACUUGCACCCUACCACAGUGACAGCAGCCAUGAGGAUUCUGGUGGUCCUGUUGAGCAACCCGGCCAUUCUCAUCAAGUUCAAGGAAGGCCUCACUGGCGGGGGCUGGCUUGAGCAAACAGAUUCUGUGUUGACUAAUAAGAUUGGAACGGUGCUUGGUUUCAACGUUGGCAGGAGUGCUGGCGGCAGAUCGACUGUCAGGGAAAUUAACCGGGAGGCUUGUCAUUUCCCAGGCUUUCCGGUUCUUCAGUCAUUUCUUCCUAAGCACACGAAUGUGCCUGCGCUCUAUUUCCUCCUAAUGGCACUUUUCCUGCAGCAGCCAGUCACUGAACUGCCUGAAAACCUGCAGGUCAGUGCACCUGUCAUCACCAGCCGAUGUAAUCAGGGAGGCCAGUUUGACUUGGAUUCCAUUUGGACAUUUAUAUUUGGUGUUCCUGCAUCAAGUGGCACUGUGGUUGCUUCAGUUCACAAUCUUUGCACAGAAGCUGCAUUUCUGCUGCUGGGGAUGCUUAGGAGCAUGUUGAAUUCACCUUGGCAGUCCGAAGAAGAGGGUUCUUGGCUUCGGGAAUAUCCAGUCACCUUGAUGCAGUUUUUCCGCUACUUGUAUCACAAUGUUCCUGAUCUGGCUUCAAUGUGGAUGAGCCCCGAGUUUCUUUGUGCACUGGCAGCUACUGUAUUCCCUUUCAACAUCCGGCCAUACUCAGAAAUGGUUACGGAUUUGGAUGAUGAAGUUGGAUCUCCAGCAGAGGAGUUCAAAGCAUUUGCCUCUGACACAGGAAUGAACCGAAGCCAGUCAGAAUACUGCAAUGUUGGAUCCAAGACCUAUUUGACCAACCACCCCGCUAAGAAGUUUGUGUUUGACUUCAUGCGUGUGCUGAUAAUUGAUAACCUCUGCCUUACACCUGCUAGCAAGCAAACUCCUUUAAUAGACCUUCUCUUGGAGGCCUCUCCCGAGAGAUCGACGAGAGCACAGCAAAAAGAAUUUCAGACCUAUAUUUUGGACAGUGUGAUGGACCAUUUGCUUGCUGCUGAUGUUCUAUUGGGGGAGGACGCAUCUCUGCCUAUAACAAGUGGAGGAAGCUAUCAGGUGCUUGUAAACAAUGUGUUCUAUUUCACCCAGCGUGUGGUGGAUAAACUUUGGCAAGGCAUGUUCAACAAGGAAUCCAAGCUGCUUAUAGAGUUCAUAAUCCAGUUAAUUGCACAGUCAAAAAGAAGAUCUCAGGGAUUAUCACUGGAUGCCGUUUAUCACUGCCUGAACAGGACCAUCUUAUACCAAUUCUCGAGACCACACAAAACAGUUCCUCAGCAAGUGGCUCUCCUUGAUUCUCUAAGGACACUUACUGUCAAUCGAACUCUGAUCUUGGGUCCUGGGAAUCACGACCAAGAGUUCUUCAGCUGCCUGGCUCAUUGCUUGAUGAAUUUGCAUGCUGGGAGCAGCGUAGAUGGGUUUGGCCUGGAAGCAGAAGCCAGGAUGACUACUUGGCAUGUAAUGAUCCCUUCUGAUGUCGAGCCAGAUGGAGUCUACAAUCAAGAUGUUAGUGAAGGUCGCCAGCUUCUUUUAAAAGCUGUAAAUCGUGUGUGGACAGAACUGUUCUACAGCAAGAAACAGGCUUUGGAGGAGGUAUUCAAAGUAUCUCUCCCCGUCAAUGACAGGGGCCAUGUGGAUAUUGCCCUUGUAAAGCCCCUUGUGGAAGAAGCCAGUUUAAAAUGUUGGCAAAAUCACUUGGCUCAUGAAAAGAAAAGCAUCAGUAGAGGAGAAGCCUUGGCUCCGACUACCCAGUCCAAGCUCUCCCGGGUCAGCAGUGGAUUCGGUCUUUCCAAGCUAACAGGAUCGAGAAGAAACCGAAAAGAAAGCGGUCUUAACAAACAUAAUCUAUCCACGCAGGAGAUCUCUCAGUGGAUGUUUACUCACAUAGCAGUGGUUCGAGACUUGGUAGAUAUGCAGUAUAAAGAAUACCAAGAGCGUCAGCAGAAUGCGUUGAAGUAUGUGACAGAAGAGUGGUCUCAGAUUGAAUACGAGUUGUUACGGGAGAGAGGACUGUGGGGCCCUCCUAUUGGCUCUCACCUGGACAAGUGGAUGCUGGAGAUGACAGAAGGUCCCUGUCGAAUGAGGAAGAAGAUGGUGCGAAAUGACAUGUUUUAUAUUCAGUAUCCUUACAUGCCGGAUACUGAACAUGAGACAAAUAUGCUGUCUGACUUCUCAAGUAAGCCUCCUGAGACAUCUGACGAUACCAUUCCUCAAAAGAAACCUGCGCGCUACCGAAGAGCUAUAAGCUAUGACAGCAAAGAAUACUACAUGCGCCUGGCUUCUGGAAACCCUGCUGUCUUUCAAGACACUGUCGAAGAGAGCUCUGAAGGAGAAACUGCUCAGCAGGAGCCAGAACAUGGGGAAGAUACUAUUGCAAGAGUUAAAGGUCUUGUUAAACCGCCACUGAAGAGAUCUCGUUCCGCACCUGAUGGUGGUGAUGAGGAGAAUCAGGAGCAGCUGCAGGAUCAAAUAGCUGAGAGCAGCUCUAUAGAUGAAGAGGAGAAAACCGAUAACACAACUUUGCUUCGACUGCUCGAAGAAGGGGAGAAGAUUCAACACAUGUACCGCUGUGCUCGGGUUCAAGGCCUAGACACCAGUGAGGGGCUCCUCCUCUUUGGCAAAGAGCACUUUUAUGUGAUUGAUGGCUAUACCAUGACCGCCACCAGAGAAAUACGGGACAUUGAAACCCUGUCUCUAAAUAUGCAUGAGCCAAUUAUACCCAGAGGAGCCCGACAGGGUCCAAGUCAACUCAAAAGGACAUGCAGUAUUUUUGCAUACGAGGAUAUUAAGGAAGUGCACAAAAGAAGAUACCUGCUACAGCCAAUUGCUGUUGAAGUAUUCUCUGGAGAUGGACGCAACUAUCUUCUUGCUUUUCAGAAAGGAGUGAGAAAUAAAGUCUACCAAAGGUUUCUGGCUGUCGUUCCAUCUUUAACUGACAGUUCAGAGUCUGUGUCUGGACAGCGACCCAACACCAGUGUGGAACAAGGGUCUGGCUUGCUGAGCACCCUAGUGGGGGAGAAAUCUGUUACACAAAGGUGGGAGAGAGGUGAAAUCAGUAAUUUCCAGUAUCUGAUGCACCUAAACACUUUGGCUGGCCGAUCCUACAAUGACCUCAUGCAGUAUCCUGUUUUCCCGUGGAUCCUUGCAGACUAUGAUUCAGAGGAAUUGGAUCUUACGAACCCAAAGACAUUUAGAAACUUGGCCAAACCGAUGGGAGCCCAGACUGACGAGAGGUUAGCUCAGUAUAAGAAGCGCUACAAGGACUGGGAAGACCCUAAUGGUGAAACUCCAGCUUAUCAUUACGGCACCCAUUAUUCAUCAGCAAUGAUAGUAGCCUCAUAUCUUGUGCGAAUGGAACCCUUUACACAGAUAUUCUUAAGGCUACAGGGCGGCCACUUUGACUUGGCUGACAGAAUGUUCCACAGCGUCCGUGAAGCCUGGUAUUCUGCAUCUAAGCACAAUAUGGCAGAUGUCAAGGAGCUUAUCCCGGAAUUCUUCUACCUCCCAGAGUUGCUACUCAAUUCCAACAACUUUGAUCUAGGUUGCAAGCAGAAUGGCACUAAACUUGGGGAUGUAAUACUCCCCCCAUGGGCUAAAGGGGAUCCCCGCGAAUUCAUCAGAGUGCAUCGGGAGGCUUUGGAAUGCGAUUUUGUGAGUUCCCACCUGCACGAGUGGAUAGACUUGAUAUUUGGCUACAAACAGCAAGGGCCGCCUGCAGUAGAAGCUGUAAAUGUUUUCCAUCAUCUCUUCUAUGAGGGCCAAGUGGACAUAUACAACAUAAACGAUCCAUUAAAAGAAACGGCUACUAUAGGAUUCAUUAACAACUUUGGACAGAUACCGAAACAGUUGUUUAAGAAACCUCACCCUCCAAAGCGAGUGAGAAGCCGAAUUAAUGGAGAAAUAAGUGGGGUUUCUAUCCCACCAGGUAUUGCCAGUGGCAAGAUUUUUUUCCAUCAUUUAGACAACCUGAGGCCUUCUCUUGCACCAGUAAAAGAGCUCAAGGAGCGUGUAGGACAGAUCGUGUACACGGACAAAGGAAUUUUAGCAGUGGAGCAGAAUAAAGUGCUAAUUCCGCCAGCCUGGAAUAAAACCUUUGCUUGGGGUUAUGCAGAUCUCAGCUGCAGGCUGGGAACCUAUGAGUCAGACAAGGCCGUGAUCGUUUAUGAAUGCUUAUCGGAAUGGGGACAGGUUCUCAGUGCCAUCUGUCCAAAUCCCAAGCUGGUCAUCACCGGAGGAACCAGCACAGUUGUUUGUGUAUGGGAGAUGGGCACCUCCAAGGAAAAAGCCAGAACGCUCACUCUUAAGCAGGCGCUGCUCGGCCACACCGAGGCAGUCACGUGUUUGACCGCCUCUCUGGCCUAUCACAUCAUUGUGAGCGGGUCUCGGGACCGCACCUGCAUCAUCUGGGAUUUGAACAAGCUCUCCUUUUUAACGCAGCUUCGUGGCCACCGGGCCCCCGUUUCAGCCCUCUGCAUCAACGAACUGACGGGAGACAUUGUGUCUUGCGCUGGCACUUACAUCCACGUGUGGAGCAUUAAUGGGAACCCCAUAGUGAGCGUGAACACUUUCACCGGGCGCAGCCAGCAAAUCCUGUGCUGUUGUAUGUCAGAAAUGAACGAAUGGGAUACCCAGAACGUGAUUGUGACAGGGCAUUCAGAUGGAGUGGUCCGAUUCUGGCGAAUGGAGUUUCUGCAGGUCCCGGAAACUCCAGCUCCUGAACCUGUGGAGGCGCUCGAGAUGCAGGAAGAGUGUCCGGAAACCCAAAUAGGAGAGGAAGCCCCGGAUGAGGACAGCAGCGAUUCGGAAGCAGAAGACCAGGGCCUUGGCCAGGACCCGAAGUUGCAGGAAAGCCGGAGCCAGCCAGGCAGCGCCAGCCACAGGCCUCGCUCGUCCUCAGCCCGAGCAGCAGCUGCGUGGUCGGCAGACAGCAGCUCUGACGACUCGAGGCGCUGGUCCGACCAGCUCAGCUUGGAUGAGAAGGAUGGCUUCAUCUUCGUGAACUACUCCGAGGGGCAAGCGAAAGUCCACCCCCAGGUUCAAGCUAACCACCCACACCCUAAUCCAGGGGAACUACGACAUUACAGCAAGCUCAAGCCAGGCUACAGAUGGGAGCGGCAGCUAGUGUUCAGGAGCAAACUAACUAUGCACACGGCCUUUGAUCGCAAGGACAACGCACAUCCUGCAGACAUCACAGCACUGGGCAUCUCCAAGGAUCACAGCAGGAUUCUCGUAGGCGACAGCAGAGGCAGAGUGUUCAGCUGGUCAGUGAGUGACCAGCCCGGCCGCUCUGCAGCUGACCACUGGGUGAAAGAUGAGGGAGGAGACUGUUGUUCCAGCUGCUCCGUCCGUUUCUCUCUUACUGAAAGGCGUCACCAUUGCAGAAACUGCGGGCAGCUCUUCUGUCAGAAGUGCAGCCGCUUCCAGUCGGAAAUCAAGCGUUUGAAAAUCUCCUCCCCGGUGCGGGUUUGCCAGAACUGUUACUACAACCUUCAGCACGAGCGAGGCCCGGAGGAGGGAUCCUGGAAUUAACAAGGCAGAGGCAAGCCACACAAAACGCCAGGCUGCGCACUGCAGGGCCCACAGGAACUUGGUCAAUUUAAUUCAUUGCAGGAAGGAACACGCAGCACAUCUAGAAAGGAUUGCAACGCUAGCCCUGGACACUUCGUCUUUGUACUGCGCAGCAAAGCACUUGCGAGCAAAAGGGAUCAUUCAUUUUCCAUGCACAUUUUCAGAGAAGGGGCUGAAAGCGUUCAUGGGGCCGGCGAGUGUCAGGCGGAGAGACGAGCAGUUGCCGCAACUGCAGCGAGGACCCACAAGACCCAGCCUUCCCCGCUAACGUGGCUGGGAAGGAAAACCCAUCAUUAACCACCCCUUGUUCUGUCUUUGGUUUUGUAGAGCUAGUCACCUUAUUUGUGUUGCGGGAAGGAGAAGGCUUUUUAGAAGAUAGUUGUAAAUCUGCCUUCUUCGCAAGCAAACUGUGGAUAUUGUAAAUAGAUAUAAUGGCCUUUUUAUUGAAAUAUGAACUUAACUGCCUGUUACAUGGGACAUCAGACCAACCACUAUACCUUGUGUCUCAUUUUUAGCUCAUCCAUCUACUUAAAUAUGAAUGUGGGUUGUUUUUUUUUAAAAAAAGCAUUGAGGCAUUAUCUGUAUUUUAUUUUCAAAACCCGGGCUGCAUGUUUGUUCUUUGGUUACUCGCAAUAUCUUAACUUUAAACCAGGUCAUUCAGAGAGUUUUGAAAGGCGGGGCGAACCACCCUCAACUUGUCUGCGGCAAUAGGACUUAGAAUCUUUCAUUCUCAACUGUAAGAUAAGGACCCUCUUUUUGUUUCAUUUUUUGAAAAAAUACAGAAGAUAGCGCCUAUCUUCAUAUUUAAUAUGGUCUCUUUUUAUACAAUGUGGACCUUGGCUUGUGCUCAUUCUUUGCAGUUUCUGGAUCAGCUGGUUCCUACAACAGUAAAGGCCAGACCUUACUUUGGACAGUAGUAAAUGCCUUGCAUGAAACUCAGAAUUGCCCUACCCCGGAGAAAAAAAAUAACAGACUUGGGACCCUUGCUGUUAUAACUGGAUGCUAAUACCAAUAUAUUGAGGGGGAUUCUCCUGCACAGAGCCUAUUGAAGUGAAUGGGAGUUGCACAAGAACAAUUGCCCACCUUUUAUUCCCCUUAACUGGGCUUUUCUCCUGGGGUUGUCUUGAACUCAUUAUAAUUAUUUUUUAGGCUGACUUUAUCUUUCAUUGGCGUACCAUCAACUUGGGGGAUGUUACUCAAACUUUCAUUGAAGAAGGGCAUUUCAUACAUUAGUGGUUUAAGACCUUAUGUUUCUCACUUCUUUCUUGGGUCGCUUUUUCUCCAGUCCAUCUUGUCUGUAGAGAUGGGGGAAUACACAGAUCAGGCGCAAUCCAUGGGCAUCCUUUUUGGAACAUGGCCUUGGAAAGUGGUGGUUUGUUUUUAUUUUAUUGUGCUGUUUGUUUUCGUUUCACUGUAACGUAUACCAUGUUGUAAACAGGUGAUGAGAUGAAUUGGCCUUGUUCAGUUUCCCAGAUCACCGCUGCUGUUUCGCAGCCGAUGAGUUGACGGUCACGUUAGCAACAGAACCAAAAACCCGGCACACUACCAAGUGAAAAGGAACAGGGCACAACACUAAGGCAAAAACGCAGACAUUCUCAGAUCUGUACCACUUCAGUUGGGAAAGACGAAGCAUUUACAAUGGUCUGAGUACCUUGCAGCGUUACACAAGAUUAAGUGGGACACACGCACACACACACUCCGCACUGCUUAUAUUGAUUAAGUGCUUUCUUUUGACAGUAAAUCGAGCUCACUGACCAUUUUUGUCCACUUAAACAUCCCUGGUGAUAGAGAUGUAUGCACUGAUUGGAAGAUUAACUGUCUGUUUUGAUGAUGAUGUUUUUAAUGGUUAUGAACUGCAAGAAUUAGAUCAGUUUGUGGAUUUGUGUUCAAGUCCCCAAGGAAAUCAUUCCACACACGCAUGCAUGCAAAUUUAUUAAUAUUACUUUCACCCACUCUGUGGUGUUGGAUACAAAUGGCACUGAUCCAGCAGCCUCGCCUACUUUGCCCUGCAAGGAAAGUCAGUUUCCGCACUUAGUUGCUUUUUACUUUGUUGUUACAGCCUAACAACAUGAUCUCCAAGUCACUUAAGUCCCAGCAUAUAUUCUGACCUGUCGAACAAAAUAGCCUUAAGUAUGGGUAAACAUAAGUGGUUUAUAGAUCUUGACCUGAUAAAACUAGUUUUCAAAUUACAGAUAUUUCAAAAAAAAUGUGUUUGAAUUCUCUGAAAGCACCUUCACACCGCUGAAUUUUUGUUUCUCUUAUUAAGGAAAGACUGAACGUUAGAAGAACAGCUUAACUUGAAGUCUCUCUAGCUUGAGAAUUUGGGUUUGUUACUUUAAAAAAAAACACCACCCUAAAUUAUUGAAAAUAAAAUUCUAAGCACUGGAUAGCACAGUUACAACUAUUGCUGGGUUGUUAGAAGACAGCAGGAUGUGUAGAGAUGUUUACUCCUUUUUUUUAGCAUGUUUAACUACAUAGACAUGUUGUACCAGUGUUAUUCUACACUUUUUACAUUUGCCACUCCUCAAGAUGGAAGGUGAUUUUUUUUUUUCCUUCUGUGUGGUUGAUUGCGUCAAACUUGCGUAGUAAUAGGUGUAUUUAAGGUUCUGUGGGCUGAACUUCUCAGCUGCCUACUUUGGGAUGAGUUUUUUUUCCAGAACUCAUUUGUGUAGCCAGGUGAUGGAUAGAAGAGGUUUGCGUAUUCUGUUUGUGUUAAAAGGGAAAAUGGGGGCUCAGCUGCACCACGAAACAGGCACUGCAUAACCUCCAUUCAUUCUGGUGGCCCCUGACAUGGAAGUCCUACACAAGCUCCACUGGAGUGAUUGGCUGGAUUCUUGGCUGCUGCUCUAAUGACCUAAACAAUGUCUAGUAUAGUUCCAUAGACUUAUCAGAGCAUUCUGGACUGAAUAGCUCUGUUUCCCCAAAUGUGUGGUUUCGCAUUUAAUUUCGUUGAGCAGAGCAGCACCUCUAGCUUAUUGCACUGUCCCAUAGCUCCCAUCUCUCCUCCUGCCUCGUUCUUUGAUGUGAUCCUCAUCUUAAUGCAUUCAUGUGCUCUACCUUUGUUUGUACUGUGCGAUUGUAGUGUUCACGCAUAGGAAGUGGAGAGUGGCUAACUCCACCCCCUUCAUCCAUCAGUCCAAUAGCAAAAACACCUUAGAGACAUUAUUUUGCACUUUCUUGUGUAUAAAAAUCAGUAGAAACGUUUUUUUGUUUUUGGUUGUUGUUUUUUUUGGUAUCAUUUAAGACUCCUUUUUGUUUUGGUAAGUGAACUGUGUAUAAAAAAAUAUUUAUGCAGUUAAAACUGUUUUUAGAAAAUAUUUUUAAUUUCAGCAAGUUUGGUUACUUGUUGCAUGACUUAACACAACUGACUUUUUGUGUCAGUACAAUGUAUAUUUUUUGUCCUGUUAUUAAUUUGUAAACUCUAGGUAAAUGGCCAUUUAUUUGUACAGCAACCGGAGUAAAUUGAAGAUAACUGGCUACGACUGGAGGGGUGGAAUUUUGUACUAUAUUGCGGACUCCAAUUUCUGGGUUUUUUUGGUGGAUAUGUAAAAGGCCAGAAGAAUUACUAUCUAGUGUGCAAUCUGUGAUAUUUGAAUGUUUAUUGUAUAUUUGUCUCCAAUGCAAAAAGGUAGAGUAACACAAUUACAAUACAUGAUUAAAUGCAAUAGUUCAGGUACUUUUUGUUUUGUUUUCAUUUCAAAUAAAUACUUGCUAUUUACCACCAAA